GGUGCGAUAACCGAACAGUGUCCUAGAAGUGGCUUCCGAGAUAGCUCCCGUAGGCAGAGGGAAACGCAAUCUCCACGCAACAGUUCGGGCUUCUUGAAGGUUCCCAAAGUGAUAAGUGAAAGUUGGGAGCGUAUUCGAGACUCUCCCAGCACAACUGUCGGUCUGGGACAAUCGAUAGCAACGUCUGAAGAAGGAAUUGCUGAACAGCAGAACCAUGAGCAGCAACGCUCCCGGGGCCACCAACCCCAUGCUCUACGACCCGAUCCCCGAGGGGCAAGGUUCGACGACGAAGCGAAACCAAUUCAUCGCGGCACUUGGAAUUUGUAUGGCCGCAGUCAGCGGCGGAACGGCUCUGGCGUGGACUUCGCCCGUGCUGGCCCAACUAGUGCCAAACAACGCGACCGCAGCGGAAGAGCGAAUUGCCCGCGAAGAAGCACGAGACUCAUUUGAACUGACCGCCGAUGAAGGAUCUUGGGUUGGCGCUUUUUUGGCCGUCGGCGCCUUUUGCGGUGCUCUUCCCGCUGGCUAUUUGGCAGAGAAAAUCGGUCGCAAGUACACCACGAUGUCAUUGGCCGUUCCGUACCUCAUCAGCUGGGCGUUGAUCAUCUUUGCUUCCAAUGCGGCAAUGUUGUAUGCAGGGCGCAUCGUCAUUGGUAUUGCAACAGGAGCGUCUUGUGUUGUCGCGCCGAUGUUUGUUUCGGAAAUUGCCGAAACAUCGAUCCGUGGCGCGUUGGGUGCGUUCUUCCAGCUUCACCUUACCGUUGGUAUUCUGUUUGUCUACGCGGUCGGUUCGUACACACACUGGGUCACGCUGAGCAUACUGUGCGCCAUCUUUCCGGUGUUGCUGAUCGUGGCCAUGUUUAUUGUCCCCGAAAGUCCGGUCUUUUUAGUGAAAAAGGGACGUCGUAUCGAUGCCGGAGUGGCACUGAAGUGGUUCUGGGGUCCGAACGCUGACACCCAAUCGGCCUUGCAAACGAUUCAGUCCGACCUGGAUGCUGCGUCGGGCGAUGCCAAAUUGUCAGACCUCUUCACCAACGCCACCAACCGAGCGGCCUUGUUCAUAUCCUUGCUGUUGAUGUUCUUCCAGCAGUUCUCCGGCAUCAACGCGGUGAUCUUCUACACCGCUCCGAUCUUCCAGUCGGCCGGCAGUAGCAUGGAUCCGGCCAUCUGUUCGAUCGUUGUUGGUGUCGUCCAGGUGGUCAUGACGCUCGCCUCAUCGGUGCUGAUCGAUAAAGCCGGCCGCCGGAUACUACUCCUGCAGAGCAGUUUCAUCAUGGGCUCGUGUUUGAUUGUGCUCGGCGUGUUCUUCAAGCUGCAGAACGAUAAAGUCGACGUGUCGAACCUGGGCUGGUUACCUUUGGCCUCGGUGGUGCUGUUUAUCGUUAGCUUCUCGCUCGGAUUCGGACCGAUCCCGUGGAUGAUGAUGGGCGAGCUGUGCGCACCGGACAUCAAGGGACUAGCAUCGGCGCUAGCAGUUAUGUUUAACUGGGCGCUCGUCUUCCUCGUCACCAAGUCGUUCGGCUCGAUGCAGGAACUGCUCGGUUCCGACUGGACAUUCUGGUUCUUCGGUGCGUGGAUGAUCGUCUGUACGGUGUACGUGUUUAUCAAGGUGCCGGAAACGAAAGGCAAAACCAACGCACAGAUUCAGGCGAUCCUUGGAGGCAAAAAGUAAGGCUGACGGCACUGUCACUAGGUACCGUUGGUACGUGUAAACUGUGUAGUUGUUUGUACGCGUUUCGUUUCUUAUCUCUACGGGCAUCCCGGUCGGCCACAGCUAGCAACCCGGCGGUCACGGGAUGCGUUUUAAGUUUUAGAAUUUUUAUUUUAAAGUGUUGUAAAUAUGUUACUGUACUCCCAUGCAUCACAAUCCCUAAGGUUUCGUAUCGUUUAAGUGCAGUUUCGAAGAUUUUAAGUUCAAUGUUUAGGUCAGGGUAGAUAAUGAAUGCGAUCCGUUUUCAAAAUGCAGUCAUCGGCGGAGCAAUCAAAGGACUGAAGGGAAUGCACGUCAGGCACGUAGGAAACACUGCACGUAAGAAGUGACCAUAACCUGAAAAGGCUGUACUAUGUGCCAGGCCUAUGAAAAGCAUAAAAAUUGUAAACCGGAACAGGAACUACGCCUCGUAUAGAUGCUCUCGUGUUUUUAGCUGUUUGUUUGCUUGCACGCGGUUAGACGAGAAAAACAUGUUGUUAAACGUUAAAGUUUAGACGAUAGGUUCGUUUGGUCCACUGUUCUGGUAUGGUUCGACUUUAGUGUCCAGCUAAUGAUGAAGGCAAACGAAGAGUUGUGGCACAUGCUCUAGACUGAUUAGAUACAGAUUGUCAGCCAUAGUCUGCCAGGGUCGUUACUUUGAUUAUGGUUGGAUUGCCAAUCUCAGUUCCAACUUUUGAUGGUGAUAUUGCAGUGUAGAAAGAAGUAUACUUGCAAUUCUUACGAGUUGGAUUGCGUUUUUGGAGUAGGGAGCGGUAAAGUGUAAAAUAUUCCCAGGAGGAAGGAAGUGUGGUUCAUGCGAUAUACACGCCAUACAAAACAUAAAUGUUUAAACAUAAAACAAAACAUGCAAACAAUUCCUACUCAUAUCAAAUUCUUUGUAAUGCCACUAACCAACCCUGUCUUCGCAUCUAUAACACUGUUGUAGAACUCAGCCGAACUUUACCUCCGAUAAAAGAACCUCUGACCUUACGGAAAUUCCUGUCUGUAAAACAACCUAGUGGACCUCAUUUGGGUUAGGUUUUUUCCCAGUGGCAGGUCGUGGUUCAGUUUGAUCCGUUCCUAAAGGUUUCACAUUUUUUUUUUAUAUUUCGUUCGCGGUGCCAUAUAAAAAAAACGCAACAUGGAUAAUAUAGAAAAUAAACCACUUAUAUCCUUAGCAAAACAAAACGCUACAUUGUCAGUUGUGCUUUCUGAGUCGGAAAUAUAUGCUGUAAUGUGUUUUGAUCGCGUAUGCUAA
This is a messenger RNA of Anopheles cruzii, 2948 nucleotides long. Its product is annotated as facilitated trehalose transporter Tret1. The transcript has 6 exons. NCBI's taxonomy places the organism in Eukaryota, Metazoa, Arthropoda, Insecta, Diptera, Culicidae. Bases 215 to 1672 code for a protein of 485 amino acids. Gene Ontology annotation, molecular function: sugar transmembrane transporter activity. Gene Ontology annotation, cellular component: membrane. Gene Ontology annotation, biological process: carbohydrate transport; transmembrane transport. The record is from RefSeq and is a predicted model, not a curated record.